Molecule: messenger RNA, 1128 nt
Organism: Effrenium voratum
Lineage: Eukaryota; Dinophyceae; Suessiales; Symbiodiniaceae
Source: the annotation of a GenBank genome assembly
AUGCCUUGCCGCGCGGAGUGCUGGGGUCCAUCAUCAAGGCGCAAGCCACUUUCCGCGGCUACGUCUUCCGAGCCCGGUACUUCACCAAGGCCCGCGCCGUCGCAGCCUAUUGCAAGGCGGUGGCGUGGCCGGAGCUGCACCCGCAGCUGGAAGGCGAGACCGUGGAGAUGCCAUCGGAGAAGGACAAAAAGAAAAGAAGUCCAAGAUGGACAAGAGCGGCAUGGCAAGCAGCAAGGCAGAUGCUUCCAAUCUCAAUCAAACCAUCAGCGACUUCCAGCCGACAGUGUCCAAGUACCUGGGCGGCGAGGGCAACUCUACGAAGCAGGGCCCGGGGGCGUCACCGUCGGCGUCGCCGCUGCGCACCAUGAACUCCACCAUGGGUUCUACGAAGGGCUCGACCAUGGCUGGCCAAGAGCUGCGGAACCGGGCCUGGCCGCUGCCCACGGCGGAUCACCGCGCAUGUGCCGACCUCUUUGCGCUGUACAUGUACAACUUGUACCGCCGAAAGGAGCUCACCAACAUGUGGUCCACACUUUGCAAAUCUUACGAGAGAGGCAUGGACUCCUAUGCGGAGCUCUUGCACCGAAAUCCUGCCCUGAAACCUAUGCUGGAGUCGAUCGCUGCCCAGCUGAAGCGUGGCUCUGUGGUGGGCUACGACAAGGCCUUCAUUGCCAAGCACAAGAAAGAGCCUACGGAGCAGACUGGGCGCGUGAAGCCCGUCGAUGCGGAUCUCUUCAAGAGCAAGACGGGACCUGGGCGGAUGAACCAGACGGGACAGUCCGUGGAGGAAGGUGCCUUUGGCAGCAAGGACAAGGCGGCGCCAACACCAUCUCCAGGUGCAACGGCCACCAUGGCCAUGUCAAUGACUGCCAUGAAGAAUAUGAACCUCACCGUCGGAGACAAGAAGGAGGACUCAGACAUCCAGGUCACUGGGGAAUACCUCACGAACUACCUCAAGGAGAUGGAUGGCGACGACUCGCAGUUCAAGGACAUCAACGCUGCUGUGGUACCCUUGUCCACCGGCACCAGCCCCCCGCGCCUGCAGCCUGCGGAGUCCAUCCUCAAGUCAGAGGAGCUCAGCGCUCCCGACUCAGGCAGCAGGCCAGGAACGUCAUCCACGCCAGCUAA